Molecule: messenger RNA, 1406 nt
Organism: Perca flavescens (yellow perch)
Lineage: Eukaryota; Metazoa; Chordata; Actinopteri; Perciformes; Percidae
Gene: mpg
Product: N-methylpurine DNA glycosylase
Exons: 3
Coding region: 331-1245 (304 amino acids)
Biological process (GO): base-excision repair
Molecular function (GO): alkylbase DNA N-glycosylase activity; DNA binding
Source: RefSeq, a predicted model, not a curated record
AUUAACCGGAACCACUAAAUCUAAACAUAAUCAAUUAAUGAUUAACGUUUAACGUUACAGUGAUUUACAGUAACGUCCGUCAGGAGAAGCUUUCCGUCAGACCGAAAUGGUAGCGCGGUCCCUUUAAGAAAUACAAAACAAUAGUUUACUUCCUGUAUGUUAGCACUAGCAUUGAUCUGCUAUAAGCGUGGAUCAAUUAUGACUAUAAUAAUCAAAUAAAUAAUUAAGUAAAUGGUUUAAAGAAUAUGUAAAAGUGUUAAUGACAUUACAAAAGAGACGUGAGGGUGUCAUACAUUUUUUGUUAAUUUUUUUUAAGUGUUUUGCGACAACAUGAUGUUAAGGGGAAAAAGAAAGAUGCUAGCAUUGACAACGUUAGCAGCAGCACCCGAGCAAGCAGUAAAUAAACAUGAAAACCGGACGGAUUUGACACUGAAGGUGUCACCCGCGAAGCUGAAGAAGUGUGAAAAUGCUCAAAGUGCUGAGACGGAGCAAAGCAAUUAUUUAACCAAGAGUGACCUGCAGCACAAACUGGCAGAGGAUUUUUUCAACCAGUCCUGCAUCAGUUUGGCUAAAGCAUUCCUCGGCAAGGUGUUGGUCCGCAGGUGUGCAGAUGGUACUGAGCUGCGAGGGAGAAUAGUAGAAACUGAAGCCUACCUUGGAGGGGAGGACAAAGCAUCACACUCAGCAGGAGGCAAACGCACUGAGAGGAAUACAGCCAUGUUCAUGAAGCCUGGCACAAUCUAUGUGUAUACAAUCUAUGGCAUCUACCUUUGUAUGAACGUGUCUAGUGAAGGGGAGGGUGCUGCCGUGCUGCUGCGCUCCCUUGAGCCCCUGCAAGGGCAGCCCGUCAUGAGGCAGCUGAGGGCAGCCAGACGCAAAGAGGGAGCCCGACAACUUAAGGACAAAGAGCUCUGCAACGGCCCUUCAAAGCUGUGCCAGGCUCUAAAUAUACCCCGCUGUUUUGACCGUCGAGACCUAGCCUCAGACCCAGAGGUGUGGCUGGAAAAGGACCCCCACACAAAUCCAGUAGAACCCCACGAUAUAGUAUCAGCACCACGCAUUGGAAUCGAGUCCCAUGGGGAAUGGGCCAAGAAGCCCUGGCGUUUUUAUCUUCAUGGGCACCCCUGUGUUAGUGUAGUGAACAAAGAGGCAGAAAGACAGUCUCUGUCUGGAAAUGUAAUGAACAAUUUAGGUCCCUCAGAUGUGCAGUCUGACACAGGACAGCACAAUGUCAAAAGGACAUAACAGGAAUAUUCCUAAAACUACUCUGCCAUCUGUUCCCUUUGUGGACUUCACCAUUUAGGCACUAUAAAAACGUAAAAAGAAAGUCAAGGUGGUAGAAUAACCAUAUGACUGGUUGAAUGUCUGAAUGCGAAUCUGAAUAAAUUAUACAAAAUGUUUUUUCA